This is a messenger RNA of Sinocyclocheilus rhinocerous, 1948 nucleotides long. RefSeq names its product cyclic AMP-dependent transcription factor ATF-4-like. The record is from RefSeq and is a predicted model, not a curated record. Gene Ontology annotation, cellular component: nucleus; ATF4-CREB1 transcription factor complex; ATF1-ATF4 transcription factor complex. Gene Ontology annotation, molecular function: DNA-binding transcription activator activity, RNA polymerase II-specific; RNA polymerase II transcription regulatory region sequence-specific DNA binding. Bases 262 to 1542 code for a protein of 426 amino acids. The transcript has 3 exons. NCBI's taxonomy places the organism in Eukaryota, Metazoa, Chordata, Actinopteri, Cypriniformes, Cyprinidae. Gene Ontology annotation, biological process: regulation of transcription by RNA polymerase II.
CAUCACCAGCAGAUCUGUUCUUUUUCCCUCUGAAUUUUUGUUGUUAUCCGAGCGAUUGUGCUCUUCGCCGAAAUGGCCGUGUGAUCUGUGCCUGUAGACAGCGCGCAAACUCCUCAGUGCAUCAACAUAGUGCACUGCCUCAGUACAUUUAUUACAAAAUGGCGUCCCUUGUGGCAACUCUGACCUUUGCUGUACCUAACAGCACGAAAUUAUUCGAAUUCUCAGUAGAAGACUCUCUGAUUCCACUUGAAAUAGACAGCCAUGUCUUUGAUGAGCUCACGGUUUGGCCCGGACGAUAUGGAAGUCCUUCUUUGGGACCCAUCAUCACCGAUGGCUGACCCUCUUGGGUCCUUCCUAGAUAAAGAUGAGGAGGUUCUUCCUCUCGGAGGCGCUGAAUCGCCCCUUUCAUCUUUCUCUUCCUCUCCACUUCCCUCUCUCUCCCCACCCUGCACUCCUCCCUUCCCUCAGAGGGGGGAGAAGGCUGGGCACAAUCAGCUGUCCCUGUCGUGGUUCCCCUCAGAUGAGCUGUGCCUAGAUAAUGGUGGCGCAGACAGUGGUAAUGAUCAUUCAUUCAGUGAAAUGGAUUGGAUGACAGAGCGAAUUGAUCUGAGUGAGUUUGAUCUGGAGUCUUUGAUUGGCUCCUAUGAUUCUGAGGAUCCACCCAGUUCUCCUGAGGAACUCAUUGCUUCUCUGGAGUCACAGAUAGACCUGGAGUCCCAGCCUGUAGCUUCUGACCGUAACCCUUCACCCUCUCCACCAGCGACUGUCCCUGAAAUUGAUCAACUUUCCAGCCUUUCAUUCACUUUGAAUACUCCAGUUUCUACUCCAUUUGUUCCCUCAACACCCUGUGAAGUGUCAGAUUCCUCCUCUGUAGUCCCUGAGCCCCAGACCGAGCUCGAUAUAAAGUCUGAACCGGCCUCCCCAGUCCCAUCACCUUCCAUCCUUCCACCCGAGUCCCCUACUGACACUCUUGAGCUUGGUUGCGAGGUGGACAUAGCUGAAGUUCAGAGUCCAACCCCCGUUGAGAUGCAGGUGCCCAAAAUUGUCCUGUCCCUCUCCCCGAACCACAUAGUUCUUGUCCUUGCUCCCAAAGAGGAGGCUAAUGUGAUGGCGACCCAUCCAGGUAAGGUGGUUGUGGAUAAUUCCCCAAGGCCAGCCUCUCCCGACCCACAAACCCCAGCCUCUCCCCAGUCUCGUUCUUACAGGGUGAAGCCAUACCCUACACCUGAUUCUAAGCCCACCCAAAGUCAGCAGUCAGAGUCACCUGCCCUCACAGGAAGAGUGAAGUCAGCCAGUGGCUCAAAGGUUGUGGUCGAGAAGAAGAAGCUGAAGAAAAUGGAGCAGAACAAGACUGCGGCGACCCGCUACCGACAGAAGAAGCGUGCAGAGCAAGACGUCCUCCAGUCAGAGUCUGCAGCUCUAGAGGAGAGGAAUCAAGAGCUGGUGGAGAAAGCAGAAUCACUCACUAAAGAGAUUCAUUAUCUGAAAGAGCUAAUUGAUGAAGUCAGGAGGGCAAGAGAGAGUAGGAAUAUGAGGUCAUAGAAAGAAAUGGACAUAGAGGCUUGAAGCUGAGAGAAAUGGACUGUUUCAGCAUAGCCUCUUGAUUCAUCCCCAGUGUCUUAGUAGAAACAGUUUCCUUUUAGCAUGACAGCUAUCGGUAAAGCCUGAUAUACUUUUACAAGUGUAUUUUUUAAAAUCUUGUGUAUCUUUAUUGUAUGCACAGUAUUAUAUAUAGCAGUGCAUUGUGUAUUGUUGAUUUUGUCCGUCUUGACAUUUCUUAAUUGAAAUUGUGCCGUGUAAAUACUCACAAUUUAAACUUUCCUAUUGUCUUUAUUCAUAGAAAUGGUAUGGUGUGCACUUAUUAGAUUAUGUAUGGAACUUCUAUGGGGUUUUCACCGCUUACCAACUAUCUUGAAAGUUAUUUGUGUAAUAAACAUUUAAAAAGACA